AUGUCGCACAUCACAGAGCACCCAUCCCGGGCGAAGCGAAGAAAGCUCGACGAGCCGCAGCCAGAGCAACCGGCGACGAUCACAUCAAACAUCAAGAACCCAUCUCAACUGCGCGAGCUGUUAGCUGUCCAGCAAAAUGCUCCGCUCGCGAAGCAAGGAAUUAAUAAAUUUAAGGAAUUCCUAUUGUCCAUACCACACGCCGAGAACGAAGCCGCCAAGACCGAGAAACUGCGUGUCCUCAAGAAUUACUGCGACAAGCAAAUCUCUAACUCCGGAAAGGAGGACGAGACCUCGGUCUGUUUUCCUGACUUGAUCGCCUCCUGGGCCUUUGCGGAUGGAAACAACAACGAGCCCCUCCUAACCGCUGUACCUGCCAUCCUCGCGCUUUUCUUCAAGACAAUCUCCUCGGAAUUGGAAUUUCGGGAAUUCGGAAUUGCACUUUGCAAACAUCUGCUACAGAAAGAUCAACUGAGACUUUUCAAUCGUGGUCUUACAGCAACUAAGUCUAAGGAACAUCUUAUCUCACCAUGUUUGCGGUUGCUUACAGAAAUGGUGACCUUCGACGGAGGAGCUGUGGCACGACAAUUGUAUCUGCGACGUUACAUUACCUUCAAGCGGUUGGAGGUCUUCUUGACCCCCAAUAAGGCCCAGGAAGGCUCGGAGGGCGAUCGCAGCAAGUCUACUCUUCGACUCAACGCCCAGCGCUACCUACUUGCGAACCUGAGAGUCCAGCACGCAUCUGAAAAAGGUGACAUCAUCGAGCAGCAUAAAAUCACCCGAUCUUUCCUCGAAUACAUUCGGAAGGAUUCCCGGGAGAAUGUGCUGGAAAUCAUCAAAGCUAUUGAGAGAGAUGUGGUGCAAGAUGCCAAUCUCUCCCGCAAGUCAAAGAGCAAGUUCUUUAACAGACACAAUUUGGAGCGUCUGGUGACACUCUACGGCUAUGACCGUGAGUCAGAUGAGCCCAACCCUGACGGUAUUGUGGUUGCCAACGAGAUUCACCGGGUGAUGAUGAAUGUCUGCAAUACUGCCGGACUUGGUGUUUUGUUGCCCGAGACCGGCUGGUACCCGGUUGGAACCGAUCCAGAGACGUUGCCCGUUGACGAUGAUUCAUGCAUUGAGUUGGGCCUGGACUCCCCCAUCUAUGUUGACAAAUACAGGGAGAAUGUCCCAGUGAGAAACGGGUCUCUUUCUUUCCUCAUUCAGUGUUUGCGGCCGGACCAGGAUAGCCUCCAGAUUGAAUUGCUGGUGACAAUUUUCAAGGCUGCGCCAGAGUUGAUUGCCGAUUUCUUUUCGCGGAAGACCAUGUUCAUCUCAGAUCCCAAAGCCACGCCCUCAUGGAUGGCUGAGUCGGCUUUCCUUUUCUCCACUGUUCAAUUACCUGUCCCUGCCAAUUGCGGCUGGAAGGACAAGCAACCAAUCCUGCCCCCGCCAGUCUCUAUCGCCAUCGAGAACAUUCUCCCUCGUCCUCUGAGCCAGAAGAUUAUGACUCGUUGCCUCAACCAAAACACAGAAAUCAUUACAUUGUUUGCUGUCCGAAUUCUGACCGUCGCAUUCGCGAAACUUCGCGCCACUCUCAAGGUUUUCCAGGCCGACCACGGCCAAGGUCAACUGUUCUGGAACCAAGCCACGGCAAAACUUCUGGCUGAAUUCUCCCGCCGAUGCCCCGCUGUGAAGGAUGUAGUUGUUCUCUUCCGCAGAACAGACAAGGAUGAUUUGACUCAACAAGAGGCCGUUGCAGAGCUUUUGACAUGUUACUAUGAAGUCAUGCCCGACAUCGCUCUCGAGGAGAACUUUGAUGUUUCGUUGGUUCUAGUCGACGUGCUUAAGCGUUUGGAGGCCUCUGAUGUCAAUGCAGAUGAUUCCGAGUUGCUUCUGGGCCAACUCCAAAGCAUUCUCCAGAUUGCUCAGCAAUCAGCCUCUUUGCGCUGGUGGCAGAAGCCGGCAAACAUGCAGUAUUCACCAUUCACCUCAAUCUUGAAAGUUCUCAUGGACACGUCAGACAAAGAUUCCUCGCGGCGAAUCUCUACUCUGCUAAAAACAGUGCUUGUCGAGAACUCCAUUUUACGGAGCUCUCCCCUUGCAUUCGUCUCCAUUUUAUCCAGCCUUGAGAACUCCGAGCCAAGCGCUUUGCACCAACAGCUAGUUUUCUUUGAUAAUUGUGUCUCGCGUGUUGCUAAGAAGCCUGUUCAUUACCUGGAUCUCCUUCAGUCAUUGUCCACGGACUCUGAGACUGUCAGUGCACUUGUGGCGGUUGUCGUGGAACAGUGGCCGUUCGUGGUGAAAGCCGGAGAUGCCUCCACUGCAACCGCUGUUGGAUCAUGGAUUGCCAGUCUGUUCGCAAACCUGAAACAGGCAGGGGAAAGUGCUAAGGCGCUUAAAGCUGCUCGUGAUGCAUUAGUCGAAGCAACCGAGACCAAGAAUAUCAAGUCCCUCCUCAAAAAGUCUCUCAAGGGGGAUGAAGUUGACAUUGAAGAUAAAAUGGACAUCGACUCUGGAUCAAGCCUGCCCACACAGACCAAAAAGGCCCCAAUCAUUGAUCUUGAUGAGAUAUUCGGAUUCCUGCCCACAGAGGGCACUACCCACAAUGCCCUCCACAAGUGGGAACGCGAAGACAUCGAAGAGGCGAUUGAUCAGGACCAUCUUGCCGAACUGAUGCUGUGCAUCUGUUCAGAACACGAAGAGGUUCGCAGACAGGCCUUUGCCGGCCUCAUUCGCUUCAUGGCCAAGCUCAAGGAGUCCAAGUAUGAGGAAUGGCGCACGGUCUUCACCCUGUGCGGAGAGCUUCUUGAAACCGUCAACAACAUUGGCUUGGAGAAGCCUGUUCCCUGGAUUGUUGGUGAAUGUGCCGCAAAUUGCCUGGCCGUUCUCACAAACCCCCUUCACAAGGUCUAUGGCAAGGUCAACAAGUUCCUUCAAAAGGCACCUGUGUGGGAAGUUGAAAAGAUUCCCACAUAUUGGGUUGACAAGAUACUCCUCCAUGAGCCUGAGCUCGAUGACGGUUACUUUGACGAGAUUGACUGGCUCCUUAAUUUGUUUGUCAAGGCUCUUCGUACUGAGGCUGAUAUGGAAGUUUACCGACGUGCAAACGUCUUUGAGCGGCUGCUUUCUCUCUACCAAUCCCCAACCCUUGGACCGGCAGCUCGCCGCAAGAUUUUGCACAUCGUGUACCGCGGUGCCCAGGUUGGUGGAAGUACCACUUUGAUCACUCGCUCAGGUAUCAUUAGCUGGAUCCAGAUUCAGGCCGCUGAGGCUGGAGAAAAGGAGCAUGCUCAGCUUGCAGCGUUGGCUCAUGCUUUAUAUGACAAGUGUGAUAGGCAGCGGGUUGAUGCUUGGAGUAACGGGACAUUGGGUGGUGUUAUCGAUGAAAUUCAAAUGUAG
Molecule: messenger RNA, 3378 nt
Organism: Penicillium salamii
Lineage: Eukaryota; Fungi; Ascomycota; Eurotiomycetes; Eurotiales; Aspergillaceae
Source: the annotation of a GenBank genome assembly